CCCACCACAUUUGCAACCUUCAAAGCUGAGCAAUUUUUUUAUUAUUUCAGAAAAGCACCUAUUUUUGUGGCUUAGAAAAUUAUUAAUAACAAGCAUAAUAUUAAGUACUAUGUUUUAAUUUUAUAUCUACCCGGACAAUCCGACCGUAAAAAAUAGAAAAUAAAAAUAAAAAAGCAGCUUUUUUUUUCCCGCGUUGUUCUUAUAUAAGGCUUUAAGUCACCGUGACUCAUUCAAUUUGUCCUGAUUUGAGACAAAAACAGACCUUCAUUUCUGUGGGAUUUUGCAGGUUAAUUUUGCAAUGGAAAAGGCAGUCUUGCUUCACCUGAUUUGUGGGGUUCUAGCUGUUCUGGGGGUUUAUGUGGUGAAAGCAGACGACCCAUAUAGAUACUACACUUGGACUGUCACUUAUGGGACUCUCUCUCCUCUUGGUGUUCCUCAACAGGUAAUCCUCAUUAAUGGUCAGUUUCCUGGUCCUAGACUUGAUGUGGUGACCAAUGACAACAUAAUCCUCAAUCUCAUUAACAAGCUCGACCAACCUUUUCUCUUAACAUGGAAUGGGAUUAAACAGAGGAAGAACUCAUGGCAGGAUGGAGUAUUGGGAACCAAUUGCCCCAUCCCUCCAAACUCAAACUACACCUACAAGUUCCAAACUAAGGAUCAGAUUGGCUCCUACACAUAUUUCCCAUCAACUCAAUUGCACAGAGCUGCUGGAGGAUAUGGAGGGCUCAACAUCUAUGAGAGACCUCGUAUCCCAAUUCCCUUUCCCAACCCUGAUGGAGAUUUCACUUUACUCAUUGGUGAUUGGUACAAAAGCAACCACAAGGCACUUCAACAAUCUUUAGACUCAGGAAAAUCUCUUCCCUUUCCUGAGGGAGUACUCAUAAAUGGUCAGGCUACAACUACAUUCAAUGGUGAUCAAGGAAAAACAUACAUGUUCAGGAUCUCAAAUGUGGGAUUGUCUACCUCUAUAAACUUCAGGAUUCAGGGGCAUUCAUUAAAGUUAGUUGAGGUUGAAGGGUCGCACACUCUUCAGAACACAUAUGACUCUCUUGAUGUACACGUUGGACAAUCUGUGGCUGUCUUAGUAACCUUAAACCAGCCUCCAAAGGACUACUAUAUUGUUGCUUCCACACGAUUUACUAGGCGUGUUCUCAAUGCAACUGCAGUGCUACAUUACAGCAACUCUCACACCCCAGUUAGUGGACCUUUGCCUGCCGGUCCUACUUUUGAAAUACAUUGGUCUGUGAAGCAAGCCAGAACAUACAGGUGGAAUUUGACAGCAAGUGCAGCAAGGCCAAACCCUCAAGGCUCAUUCCAUUAUGGGAAGAUAACGCCAACAAAAACAAUUGUAUUGGCAAACUCAGCAUCUUUAAUAAAUGGAAAGCAGCGCUAUGCUGUUAACGGGGUCUCCUACAUUAACCCCGAUACCCCUCUAAAGCUUGCUGAUCACUUUCAAAUCCCAGGAGUCUUCAGUGAAAAUUCCAUCCAAAACCUUCCCUCUGGUGGCCCCGCAUCCAUAUCUUCCUCUGUUAUGCCAGCGUCACUGCAUGAUUUUGUUGAAAUUGUUUUCCAAAACGAUGAAAGAACCAUCCAGUCUUGGCAUCUUGAUGGCUAUGAUUUCUGGGUUGUUGGUUAUGGCUUCGGAAAGUGGACACCACAAAGCAGAAGCAGAUACAAUUUAGUGGAUGCUCUUACUAGACAUACUGCUCAGGUGUAUCCAAACUCUUGGACAACAAUAUUGGUGGCAUUGGACAACCAAGGUAUGUGGAACUUGAGGUCUGCAAUUUGGGAAAGACAGUAUCUUGGACAACAAUUCUAUCUCAGGGUUUGGAAUCCGGUCCACAGCCUUGCAAAUGAAUACGACAUUCCUUCUAAUGUUCUACUUUGCGGCAAAGCUGUGGGGAAACACCCUUAGAGUCAUUAAUUAGUUGAAUUAUGGUUUCCAAGUCAUGAGAGCUUGACUAAAAAAGGGAAUGAAAAUUGAGAGGAAAAAAAAGAAGAAAAACAAAAGUGGUUAUUUUCUUUGCUUAGAAAAUUUAUCUUUGUUUGUAUACCUAAAAUUAUUUAGAUGAAAUCAGAGAACGCCUUUUGGCUUUUAGUA
Ziziphus jujuba (common jujube) is the source of this 2101-nucleotide messenger RNA. RefSeq names its product L-ascorbate oxidase homolog. NCBI's taxonomy places the organism in Eukaryota, Viridiplantae, Streptophyta, Magnoliopsida, Rosales, Rhamnaceae. The transcript is spliced from 9 exons. The record is from RefSeq and is a predicted model, not a curated record. The coding region runs from base 299 to 1915 and encodes 538 amino acids. Gene Ontology annotation, molecular function: copper ion binding; oxidoreductase activity.